Molecule: messenger RNA, 6271 nt
Organism: Myotis lucifugus (little brown bat)
Lineage: Eukaryota; Metazoa; Chordata; Mammalia; Chiroptera; Vespertilionidae
Gene: ACAN
Product: aggrecan
Biological process (GO): cell adhesion
Molecular function (GO): hyaluronic acid binding
Source: RefSeq, a predicted model, not a curated record
CAGGUGAACUAUGACCACUUUACUCCUCGUGUUUGUGACUCUGCGGGUCAUCGCCGCCACCGUCUCCAUAGAAGUCUCAGACCCUGACAGCUCGCUGAGCGUCAGCAUCCCCGAACCGUCCCCUCUGCGGGUCCUCCUGGGGACCUCCCUCACCAUCCCCUGCUACUUCAUCGACCCCAUGCACCCCGUGACCACCGCCCCCGCCACCGCGCCCCUCACCCCGAGAAUCAAAUGGAGCCGCAUCUCCAAGGAGAAGGAGGUGGUCCUGCUGGUGGCCACGGACGGGCAGGUGCGGGUCAGCGGCGCCUACCAGGACAAGGUCUCGCUGCCCAACUACCCGGCCAUUCCCAGCGACGCCACCUUGGAAAUUCAGAACCUGCGCUCCAACGAUUCCGGGAUCUACCGCUGUGAGGUCAUGCAUGGCAUCGAGGACAGCGAGGCCACCGUGGAGGUCGUGGUGAAAGGCAUCGUGUUCCAUUACAGAGCCAUCUCCACGCGCUACACCCUGGACUUCGACAGGGCGCAGCGGGCCUGCCUGCAGAACAGCGCCAUCAUCGCCACGCCCGAGCAGCUGCAGGCCGCCUACGAGGACGGCUUCCACCAGUGCGACGCUGGCUGGCUGGCCGACCAGACUGUCAGGUACCCCAUCCACGUUCCCCGGGAAGGCUGCUACGGGGACAAGGACGAGUUUCCCGGCGUGAGAACCUAUGGCAUCCGCGACACCAACGAGACCUAUGACGUGUACUGCUUCGCGGAGGAGAUGGAGGGCGAGGUCUUCUAUUCGACGUCUCCAGAGAAGUUCACCUUCCAGGAGGCUGCCAACGAGUGCCGACGGCUGGGCGCCCGGCUGGCCACCACGGGCCAGCUGUACCUGGCCUGGCAGGGCGGCAUGGACAUGUGCAGCGCUGGCUGGCUGGCCGACCGCAGCGUGCGCUACCCCAUCUCCAAGGCCCGGCCCAACUGCGGCGGCAACCUCCUGGGCGUGAGGACCGUGUACCUGCACGCCAACCAGACGGGCUACCCCGACCCCUCAUCCCGCUACGACGCCAUCUGCUACACAGGUGAAGACUUUAUCGAUAUCCCAGAAAACUUCUUCGGGGUGGGUGGCGAAGAGGACAUCACCGUGCAGACGGUGACCUGGCCCGACGUGGAGCUGCCCUUGCCCCGGAACAUGACGGAGGGCGAAGCCCGGGGCAACGUGAUCCUCACGGUGAGGCCCAUCUUCGGCGGCUCCCCCACGGCCCCAGAGCCCGAGGAACCCCUCACCUUGGCCCCCGACAUAGAGGCCACCGCCUUCCCUGAGGCUGAGAACGGCACUGGAGAGGCCACCAGGCCCUGGGCCUUUCCCGGGGCGUCCACGCCUGGCCUGGGCCCCUUCACCGGCGAGGACCUGGUGGUGCAGGUGACCGCAGCCCCGGGUGAAACCCAGGUCCCCGGGCAGCCACGAUUGCCAGGGGGGGUCGUGUUCCACUACCGCCCCGGCUCUGCCCGCUACUCACUGACCUUCGAGGAGGCACAGCAGGCCUGCCUGCGCACCGGGGCGGUCAUCGCCUCGCCCGAGCAGCUCCAGGCCGCCUACGAAGCAGGCUACGAGCAGUGUGACGCCGGCUGGCUGCAGGACCAGACCGUGAGAUACCCCAUUGUGAGCCCGAGGACCCCGUGUGUGGGCGACAAGGACAGCAGCCCGGGGGUCCGGACCUACGGUGUGCGCCCACCAUCAGAAACCUAUGAUGUCUACUGCUACGUGGACAAGCUCGAAGGGGAGGUGUUCUUCGUCACGCGCCCGGAGCAGUUCACCUUCCAGGAAGCCCUGGAGUUCUGUGAAUCCCACAAUGCCACGCUCGCCUCCACCGGCCAGCUCUACGCCGCCUGGAGCCUCGGCCUGGACAAGUGCUAUGCCGGCUGGCUGGCCGACAGCAGCCUCCGCUACCCCAUCGUCACCCCUCGGCCGGCCUGUGGCGGGGACAAGCCAGGCGUGAGGACCGUCUACCUCUACCCCAACCAGACAGGCCUCCUGGACCCACUGUCCCGGCACCACGCCUUCUGCUUCCGCGGUGUCUCGGCUGCGCCCUCUCCCGGAGAAGAUCGGGGUGGCACGCCCACACCCCCCUCAGACGUGGAGGACUGGAUCACCCCCCAAGUGGGACCCGGCGUGGCUGCUGUCCCCUCGGGGGAGGAGACCACUGCAGUCCCAGACUUCACCAUGGAGCCGGAAAACCACACGGAAUGGGAACGGGCCUACACCCCCGCGGGCACCUUGCCGCUGCCAGGGGUCCCUCCUACAUGGCCUCCCACUAGCACAGCCACAGAGGAGAGCACAGGAGGCCCUUCUGCCACAGAAGUGCCCUUGGCCUCGGAGGAGCCAGCCCCCUCAGAAGAGCCAUCCCCCUCGGAGACACCAUCCCCCUCAGAGAUGCCAGCCCCCUCCCAGGAGCCGCUGUUCACACCUUCACCCCCAGUGCCCAGUGGGACGGAGCUGCCGGGCUCCGGGGAGGCAUCGGGGGCACCGGAAGUCAGUGGUGACUUCUCAGCCAGUGGAGAAGCUUCAGGACACCCUGACGCCAGUGGGCAGCCCUCGGAAGACCUUGACUCCAGUGGUGUCACCUCGGCGGCGGGCUCAGGCCUGCCUGUGGGAAGUGGACUGGCCUCGGGGGAGGAAGAUAGAGUUACGUGGUCCAACGCUUCUCACGUUGGGGGGCUGCCUUCUGGGGGGGAGGGUCUAGAAGGCUCUGCCUCCGGGGUAGAGGACCUGGGUGGACUUCCUUCUGGAGGUGAGACUCAUCCAGAAGGUUCUGCUUCUGGAGUAGAGGACCUGGGUGGACUUCCUAGUGGAGGUGAGAGUCAUCUAGAGACGUCUACCUCUGGAGUAGACCUCGGUGGACUUCCUUCUGGAGGUGAGACUCAUCCAGAAAGUUCUACCUCUGGAAUAGACCUGGGUGGACUUCCUUCUGGAGGUGAGACUCAUCCAGAAAGUUCUACCUCUGGAAUAGAGGACCUGGGUGGACUUCCUAGUGGAGGUGAGAGUCAUCUAGAGAUGUCUACCUCUGGAGUAGACCUCGGUGGACUUCCUUCUGGAGGUGAGACUCAUCCAGAAGGUUCUGCCUCUGGAAUAGAGGACCUGGGUGGACUUCCUUCUGGAGGUGAGACUCAUCCAGAAAGUUCUACCUCUGGAGUAGACCUCGGUGGACUUCCUUCUGGAGGUGAGACUCAUCCAGAAGGUUCUGCCUCUGGAAUAGAGGACCUGGGUGGACUUCCUUCUGGAGGAGAGAUUCAUCCAGAAAGUUCUACCUCUGGAGUAGACCUGAGUGGACUUCCUUCUGGAGGAGAGAUUCAUCCAGAAAGUUCUGCCUCUGGAGUAGAGGACCUGGGUGGACUUCCUUCUGGAGGAGAGAUUCAUCCAGAAAGUUCUGCCUCCGGAGUAGAGGACCUCGGUGGACUUCCUUCUGGAGGAGAGGGUCUUCCAGAAACUUCUGCCUCCGGAGUAGAGGACCUUGGUGGACUUCCUUCUGGAGGAGAGGGUCUAGAGACCUCUGGUUCUGGACCCGAGGACCUCAGCGGGUUGCCUUCUGGAAAAGAAGACUCGAUCGGGUCAGCUUCUGGAGACUCGGGCCUGGGCGGGAUACCUUCUGGAGCUCUCGGAAGCGGGCAGGCUCCGGAAGCCAGUGGCCUUCCCUCUGGGUUCAGCGGUGAGUAUUCUGGCACGGACCUCGGAAGCGGCCCAUCCUCCGGCGCGCCGGACUUCAGUGGGCUUCCCUCGGGGCUCCCGACGGUCUCCCUGGUGGAUACCACGCUGGUGGAAGUGGUCACAGCCGCCACGGCGAGUGAGCUGGAGGGGCGAGGCACCGUCGGCGUGAGCGGUGCUGGCGAGGUAUCCGGGCUGCCCUUCGGCGAACCGGACGUGAGCGGGGGCGCGAGCGGGUUCCCUUCGGGGGCUGAACUCAGUGGCCAGCCAUCUGGAUCCCCCGACAUCAGCGGGGAAACAUCUGGAUUCUUUGGUGUCAGUGGGCAGCCCUCGGGAUUCCCUGACCUCGGCGGGGGGACAUCCGGGCUCUUCGAGCUCAGUGGGCAGCCGUCGGGGUUUCCGGAGGAGACGUCUGGAAUGGCCGAGCUUAGUGGGCAGUCCUCGGGACAGCCAGGUGUCAGCGGAGAAGCUUCUGGAGAUCUUCUUGGCAGCGGCCGCCCGUUUGGCAUGACCGACCCGAGUGGAGAAACGUCUGGGGUCCCUGACCUCAGUGGGCAGCCCUCGGGGUGGCCCGGGUUCAGCGGGGCCCCCUCGGGGAUCCCCGACCUGGUUUCUGGCGCCACGAGCGGCAGCGGGGACGCUUCCGGCGUUACGUUCGUGGACAGCACCUUUGUGGAGGUGACCCCAACUCCGUUUAGGGAAGAAGAAGAAGGCUUGGGGUCCGUGGAACUCAGCGGCCUCCCUUCUGGGGAGACGGAUCUCUCGGGCACCUCCGGGACGGUGGACGUCAGCGGACAGUCGUCCGGGGCCAUCGCCUCCAGCGGGUUUCCGUCGCAGCCUCCAGAAUUCAGCGGCCUGCCCAGCGGAGCCGCCGAGGUCAGUGGGGAGGCCUCCGGCGCCGAGGCGGGGAGCAGCCUGCCCUCCGGAGCCUACGACGGCAGCGGACUUCCACGGGGCUUCCCCACCGUCUCGCUCGUCGACAGGACUUUGGUGGAAUCUGUAACCCAGCCUCCGACGGCCCAAGAAGCAGGGGAGGGGCCUUCGGGCAUUCUGGAACUCAGCGGCGCCCAUUCCGGAGCGCCGGACGGGUCUGGAGACCAUUCUGGACUGUCGGACCUCAGCGGGCUGCAGUCCGGGCUGGGGGAGCCCAGCGGCGAGCCUUCGAGUACCCCGUAUUUCAGCGGGGACUUUUACGGCUCCACGGAUGCCAGUGGGGCGUCUUCUGCAGCCCCGGGCACCAGCGGGGAGGCCUCCGGACUGCCCGACGUCACUCUGAUCACUUCCGAAUUCGUGGAGGGUGUCACGGAACCAACUGUUUCCCAGGAACUCGGCCAGAGACCCCCUUUGACGCACACCCCCCAGGUUUUUGAGUCCAGCGGAGAAGCCUCUACAUCGGGGGACCUCAGUGGAGCCACGCCAAGCUUCCCCGGGUCUGGGGUCGAGGCGUCAUCGGUCCCAGAAUCCAGCAGCGAAACGUCUGCCUCUCCUGAGGCUGGGGUGGGGGCGUCUGCUGCUCCUGAGGCCAGCGGGGUGGCCUCGGGGACCCCUGACCUGGGUGAAACCACCUCUGCCUUCCACGAAGCUGACCUGGAGGGAGCCUCGGGCCUGGGAGUGAGCGGCCGCCCCUCUACCUUCCAGGAAGGGCCCACGGAGGGCUCCACCCCGUCGGGAAUGAGUGGAGAGUCGGCCACCACCUACGGUGUGGCCACGGAGACCUCGGGCUGGCCUUCGGCCACUCCCGGGGCUUCUGGAGACGGGCCGGAGAUCAGCGGGGACCCGUCUGGUCACGCCUCGGGGCUGGGUGUUGUCGUGGGCACCAGCGUCCCGGAGUUUGAAUGGACCCAGCAGCCCCAGCGCCCUGCAGAGGCGAAUCUGGAAGUGGAGUCCUCAAGCCCCGUGCACUCGGGAGAAGAGGCCCAAACGGCCGAAACAGCCGUCUUCCCAACGGACGCUUCUUCCAUCCCAGCUCCGGCAGAAGGGACCGAAGGAUCGGAGGCCACCACUACAGACCAGGCGCUGUGCGAGGAGGGCUGGACCAAGUUCCAGGGCCACUGCUACCGCCACUUCCCGGAGCGCGAGAGCUGGGUGGACGCCGAGAGCCGCUGCCGGAAGCACCAGUCCCACCUCAGCAGCAUCCUCACCCCCGAGGAGCAGGAGUUCGUCAACAACAAUGCUCAAAACUACCAGUGGAUCGGCCUGAACGACAGGAGCAUCGAAGGGGACUUCCGCUGGUCAGAUGGACACUCCCUGCAAUUUGAGAACUGGCGCCCCAACCAGCCCGACAACUUCUUUGCCUCCGGAGAGGACUGCGUGGUGAUGAUCUGGCACGAGAAGGGCGAGUGGAACGACGUGCCCUGCAAUUACCACCUGCCCUUCACGUGUAAGAAGGGCACAGUGGCCUGCGGAGAGCCCCCCGUGGUGGAGCACGCCAGGACGUUCGGCCAGAAGAAGGACCGCUACGAGAUCAACGCGCUGGUGCGGUACCAGUGCGCCGAGGGCUUCGUCCAGCGCCACCUGCCCACCAUCCGGUGCCUGCCCAGCGGGCAUUGGGAAGAGCCUCGCAUCACUUGCACAGACCAGUCCUCAUGA